Messenger RNA from Sander lucioperca (pikeperch), 2344 nucleotides. It is a transcript of the gene mbd3b, whose product is annotated as methyl-CpG binding domain protein 3b. The record is from RefSeq and is a predicted model, not a curated record. Gene Ontology annotation, molecular function: DNA binding. The transcript is spliced from 7 exons. Lineage: Eukaryota; Metazoa; Chordata; Actinopteri; Perciformes; Percidae. Bases 210 to 1034 code for a protein of 274 amino acids.
GGUGGUGAUUUGGCCGAGGUCCGCGGCGGAGCGAUCUGCGCGACGACAAAGAAACGAGAUGUUGUUAGCAGUGAGAUCCCAUUACAGAGGACGCAUGUUAUAAUAUGGUCGAAACAAAAGCGUAAGAAGCGAUAGGCCUGACAUCCAAAAAAUCCUUAAAUCCAAUCCGCAGUAACUUUUAGUGGAUUUAUAGGCUACUCGCGUGGGAAAUGGAGAAGAAAAGGUGGGAUUGCACUGCUCUCCCCAAGGGCUGGAAAAUGGAAGAAGUGACCAGAAAGUCGGGUUUGUCAGCUGGAAAAAGCGAUGUCUAUUAUUUUAGUCCAUCUGGGAAGAAGUUUCGGAGCAAGCCUCAGCUGGCCCGUUACCUUGGUAACCAGAUGGACCUCAGCUCCUUUGAUUUCCGCACGGGGAAGAUGCUGAUGAGCAAGCUGAACAAGAACCGCCAGAGACUGCGCUAUGAUAACAACAACCAGAACAAGGGCAAACCUGACUUGAACACAUCACUCCCAGUCAGGCAGACAGCCUCCAUCUUUAAGCAGCCUGUUACCAAGGUUACUAACCACCCAAACAACAAAGUGAAGACGGACCCGCAGAAAGCUGUCGACCAGCCCAGACAGCUAUUUUGGGAGAAGAAACUCAGUGGUCUUAAUGCCUAUGACAUUGCAGAGGAGCUGGUGAAAACAAUGGAACUGCCUAAAGGUCUGCAAGGUGUUGGUCCAGGCUGCACAGACAAGACUCUCCUGUCAGCCAUUGCGAGCGCUCUGCACACUAGCGCUGCUCCCAUCACCGGCCAGCUGUCUGCAGCUGUGGAGAAGAACCCAGGAGUCUGGCUCAACACCACACAGCCGCUGUGCAAGGCCUUCAUAGUCACUGAUGAGGACAUCAGGAAACAGGAGGAGCUGGUGUACAGUGUGAGAAAAAGGCUAGAGGAGGCACUGAUGGCUGAUAUGUUGGCUCAUGUCGAGGAGGCUGCCAAUGAGGGAGACACUCUGAAGGACGAGGGCAACGGCAGUGAAGAUAUGGAGAGCGUAUAGCACAGGGUUUUGUUCAACACCUGUAAACAUGACCAUGAGCAGUCGGAGCCAUACAGCAGUCCUGCCCUGAUGAACUGUCCCUGAGUAUCUGCGUCCAACUUUAAACCUUAACCCGACUUACACCAGUCCAGUUCAACCUAAAGAACUGUCUUCUCCUCUCCUGAACCCACAAACGCUUGGCGUCUCAAAUGCGUCUAUUCAUCAUUAACUCCACUGGAUGGGACUCAUUGACUUCAACUGCAAUUAAAUUACUCGACGUAUUUCUGAGCUUGGUUGAUUUUUUUUGACUGACAUUUUUAAAAAAUUCCCCUGAACUUUCAAAUAUUAAAAAAAUAACUUAUCUACAGUGUGACAAAUUCAGUGUUUGAUGAGAAGUGUGUUUUUUACUGAAAGGCUUUGAAUGGGUUUGUAUUUUUUGUGACAAUCAUGUCAAAUUCAAACAUUUUAUGUCAGCAAAAAGUUGAUCUGGGUGCUUUUUUUUUGUUGUUUGUUUUGGGCAGAUUGGAAAUGAAUGUUUUGUAUCUUUGGCUCUUGAAUUUUAUGAUGCACUCCACAAGUUGUCAGACACAAAACACUGUCUUUUCUAGUGGAACCAGUUGAGAUGUAACUAUACUGAGUUGAUCUCAUUUAAAUUAGUAUCGGUGCCAACCUGCAGGCCGGCUGAUGUUACUAAUGCAAAUGGUGACGUUUUUAAUCCCUUGUACAUCCAUUGGAGGGGAUAGAGUCAAGUUUUUAUUGUUGUAAUUUCAAAGAAAUAUUGUACUUCAUGACGGCUGUGUCAUCCUGUGACUCAUGUUCAGUAUUGAUCCUAAAGGAGACAUGUCAUUUUGAAGAGGGUUGUUUGAAGUGCGUUUAACUAAAGUCUGCUUGGUAUUUUACCCUAAGCGUAAAAUGUGCUGUACACAUGAUGGUAAAGAAAUGACUUGAAACCUCUAUCUAUUGUACAAUUAUGUUUUGUAGUCCUAAUCAUUAUAGGUGCUUUACUGUGAAACAUCGCUGUUUAGUCUUUGUUUCUAUCAGUUUCAGUCCAUGUUUCUUUUUAAUGUGUCAAUGUUACCACACACAUGCUGCCUCUUAGUACACCCACGCACAGAAUUGGUGACACAAGCAAAUUAUGGUUAAGAAAUUGAGUUUAAAUGUCAUUUAGCAUCUGAGGAAUAAUGAUUUUGUAUUUUUUUUUUUUUUUUUAUCCCUGUCAAUUAUUGAUGAUAAUGUAUCCAGCUGAAAUCAUGAAUAUCCCUUUUCAAUAUCAGCAGGCUGAUUGCUGAAAUGAAUUUGAUUGUAUUACUUAUUAAAAAUGAGUCGAUAUG